UUUUUUAAAUGGCAAUAAUUGAAAGAGCUUGGUUUUUACCGUAAGCGGCUCUGGUGAUAAAGUAGCGGUGGUGACAGUGGAACUCCAACUUCACAAUUGUUAGGGUAGGCAGAGGAAUUAGGAUUAGGGCUUUGCAGUGAGAGGCUCUGAGCUUGCAUUCGCCGUUGAGGUUCAAAGGAGUAGUUGGGGGUUCUGAUAAAAAGAUUAGUGUAACCGGUUGUGAUAACUAGUUGAACCAAACUACUUUUGAAAUAAUAGCAGAAACCCUUUCGGUUCAUUUCGAUUUAUCAAUAAUUAAGCCUUUGCAUCCCAAAAGGAAAUUCAGUUGUUCUCUGCAAUGAAUUCUGUUUUCUCAUCACAGUCCCUUUGCAUUCCCUUACCUAGCUUCCAGUUGCUACCUUGUCUUCAAACACAACCUCAUUGUACAUUCUCCAACCGUGUCUGUUAUCGGAAUCGUUGCAUCUCUCCUCUUUCUCUUUCCUUUCCUUUUAUUUCGCAUCGGGCUUUGCAUGCUCGGCGAUCAUUUUGUGGUGCUACAGCUCCACCGGAUGAAGGAGUAGUCUCUGUAAUCAACUUCGACGAUUUUGCUGAGAAAGACUGGUCCUUUCUUGAUUCCGCUGAUUUCAGUUCUGGACAGGAUUAUAACCUAAACAUUGAUCGCAUUAUAUCUGCGGGAGAAAUUGAAGAAACUUCAAGAGUUAUGGUUUCAAUUGGUUCCGAAGGAUUUGUGGAUCGGGUGGUUGAAUCAUCACCCUGCAAUCUCUUGCUUGUUGUCCAUGAUUCACUUUUUGUGUUAGCUGGCAUUAAAGAAAAAUAUGACAAGGUUAAGUGUUGGCAAGGAGAAUUAAUAUAUGUACCUGAUAAGUGGGCACCUUUAGAUGUUGUGUUCCUUUAUUUCCUUCCAGCCAUGCCCUUUACACUUGAUGAGGCAUUUGGAGCACUUGCAAGGUGUUUUUUGCCAGGUGCAAGACUGGUUAUCAGCCAUCCCCAAGGAAGAGAAGUUUUACAGCAACAACGACAACAAUAUCCAGAUGUUGUAACUUCUGACUUGCCUGAGAAGAAGAAAUUACAGGAAGUUGCAGCACAACAUUCUUUCGAGUUAACCGACUAUGUCGAUGAGCCUGGUUUUUAUCUUGCUGUAUUAAAGUUUAGUGGGGCAAGAAGCUGAUAGUUGAUUCUUGAGAGUUCCUUGUGCAAGAAACAGUGGAUUCAACUGAAAAUUUAUAGACUUGCACCUUUUUGCCUGCC
Messenger RNA from Prunus avium (sweet cherry), 1248 nucleotides. RefSeq names its product DNA-directed RNA polymerase subunit beta. The record is from RefSeq and is a predicted model, not a curated record. NCBI's taxonomy places the organism in Eukaryota, Viridiplantae, Streptophyta, Magnoliopsida, Rosales, Rosaceae. Gene Ontology annotation, cellular component: chloroplast.